This is a messenger RNA of Ectocarpus sp. CCAP 1310/34, 384 nucleotides long. Lineage: Eukaryota; Phaeophyceae; Ectocarpales; Ectocarpaceae. The record is from the annotation of a GenBank genome assembly.
AUGAUUGCCCAAGACGGCUCAGCCUUUCCGCUCGCUGUGCUGGUUUGCUAUGCGCCGCUUGACCACGGGCAGAACAACGAAGAUGAUGAAUGGGAGAUCCUGCGGGCGGUCACGACCCAACAGACCGCCCUCCUUCAGGCCGCGAAGCCCACUUUGCAAGACGUUCUAUCAGCACGUCGCGGGCCAGCAGCGGGCGACGAGAAACGAUUCACGAGGAAGCUUGUGAAGGCCACGAAGAGCUCGCCCCCCUCGGACAUGGAACUUGUCCGCGCUCUGGUCGACGAAGCCACCACGAAGGGGUUCCGGUCAGCUGCAAUAGACGAGGCUACCAAGGCCAAGACGAAGCAUGAUGAUCAGCAGAGCGCGAUCGCCAUCUUCAGGUGA